Molecule: messenger RNA, 681 nt
Organism: Linnemannia hyalina
Lineage: Eukaryota; Fungi; Mortierellomycota; Mortierellomycetes; Mortierellales; Mortierellaceae
Source: the annotation of a GenBank genome assembly
AUGACUACUAUCCAAGAGUUCAAGAGCCCCCACCUCAAGGACAAUGAGGACAAAGAUCAGUUGGUUGCCAUGGCUGCCGCCAAGGGUGCCGGUCUUGCCCUCGUCGCCGGAGGCCUCAUCGCCAUGUCCGGAGCCCGCUACUCAAAGACCUACCAGACCAUCUCCCCCCGCCUUAAACAGUUCCUUCUCGGCACUGGUACCGCUGCAACGGCAAUCCUGUUCGGAGACCACGCCCGAGUCCAGUACGAAGACCGCCAGCUCCUUCGCCACUUGGACCAAGAAGCCGCCCACGCCGCCCGCGCCGAGAUCCGUGCCCAGCGCGGUGUCUUAGCUGAGAUGAACUACCAGGUCCGCGAGAACAGGAAUACAGUCGUCGCCGUCUCCUGGCUCACUUGCAUGGGUGGCUCGCUCCUCUACACCUUCUCCAGGAAGGGCCUCACCACCACCCAAAGGAUCGUCACCGCCCGUAUGUAUGCCCAAGGUUUUACGGUCUUGACGAUGAUGGCUGUUGCCGCUAUCGAGUUGACGGAGGAUAAUACCCACAAGAAGAACGAGGUCAUGACGGAUCAGUGGAAGGCGAUCUUGGCCAAGGAUAACCAGGGCAAUUUCAUUGUCAAGGAUACUACGCCUGCUCUUUCUGCGCCUGUCAAGGCGGUCGCUGCUGCUUCAUUAUCUGCAUAA